AUGCCAUCUGCUUUUCAACCACAUCCAAAAUGUCAUACGCUUUUCUCUCCAUGUGGUACUGAGCAUGCCGAACCAUUUGACAAAGCUGUUAUUGAUUGGAUCACAGGAAAAAGAUCGGAUUCCAAUGAAAAAUUAUUUACUUUAGAUCAGAAAUUAUUAUAUGAUGAAGCAGGACCACACGAGGAAAUAGCUUUUAGUUGUGGCUAUUCAGACUCGUUGACAAUGCAAGGUAUUAGGAAAAAUGAAUAUAUUCAAAAUCUUACAUUGAAUCCAACUAAACCUGUUGAUUCUUCGGCAAAAUGGUUAUUAACAGAUUUCAUUUACCAUCAUCCAAGCUAUUAUGGAAUGAUGGCUGCUCUCUUUGUGAAAAAUACCGAUAUAAAUAUUGUUUGA
Molecule: messenger RNA, 393 nt
Organism: Rotaria sp. Silwood2
Lineage: Eukaryota; Metazoa; Rotifera; Eurotatoria; Philodinida; Philodinidae
Source: the annotation of a GenBank genome assembly